GCCUCGCGUCCUCCCUCAGCGCCAUUUUGUGGCAGCGAGACCCGCAAAUAAAGGGGAGCGCCAGGGCUGCGGUGGGAGGAGGAGCGCGGGGGCCGGCGGUAGCGCGGUCUGGCCGCCUGGGCGGUGAGCGGGCAGCGCGGCCUUGGCCUAUGUGACUGGGCGGCGCCGGCUCGGCCUCCGUCUGGAGAGGAUUCAAGAUGACCAACGAAGAACCUCUUCCCAAAAAGGUUCGACUGAGUGAAACAGACUUCAAAGUUAUGGCACGAGAUGAGUUAAUUCUAAGAUGGAAACAAUAUGAAGCAUAUGUCCAAGCUUUGGAGGGCAAAUACACAGAUCUUAAUUCUAAUGAUGUAACUGGGUUAAGGGAGUCUGAAGAAAAACUAAAGCAGCAACAACAAGAGUCUGCCCGCAGGGAAAACAUCCUUGUAAUGCGACUAGCUACCAAGGAGCAAGAGAUGCAAGAGUGUACUACUCAAAUCCAGUACCUCAAGCAAGUCCAGCAGCCUAGUGUUGCCCAACUGAGAUCAACGAUGGUAGACCCAGCGAUCAACUUGUUUUUCCUAAAAAUGAAAGGUGAACUGGAACAGACUAAAGACAAACUGGAACAAGCCCAAAAUGAACUGAGUGCCUGGAAGUUUACGCCUGAUAGAGGCCUGAUGGCGUCGGACUAUUCCGAAGAAGUGGCCACCUCCGAAAAAUUCCCCUUCUAGAACAUGUAGACACUUGAGAAAUGUUUCUGUUUGAAGAAAAUAGAGGGAGAAACAGAAGUCUUAAGUCUGUGGCACACUGUGUCUUCAGACAGUUUGGAGGAAUGAAAACCUAGAGAUUUAAAAUCAUGAAUUGAACAUGUAAAAUUCCAGUAAAAUGUAAAAAUGGAAUAUGCAUCGCUCUUAACCUUGAGCAUAGUGACUUAGAGACACUGUAUAUCAGUUUUGCCAAUAAGACUGUGGACUUCGUGAUUGUUGUUGAACUUCUGGGUGAAAACUCAAAUGAGGUGAAUUUUGCCUUUAAAGAGCUUCAUUUGCUAAGAACCAACUUAAUAGUCAUGGGAGAAUCAAAUAAUAGAUGUCAGUACAAGUAGUUCAUAUAUUUUACCAUUUAGUUUUGGGCUCUAUAUUACUUGAUUGAGCCUUAAAUCAAUGUGGUUUUAAUCAAUGGUUUGUUCUUUGAAUGGUUGCUAAUGCUGUAGAUAAUCUUACUGAGGACUGUACAAACAUAAAGGUGUGGUAUCAAACUUCAGGUUGAAACUGUUUGAAGCAUUAUGAACAUUCAUUUCACUACUAGAUUGUAUAAGGAUAUUGGCUGUGAUGAGACUCACUGCGUUAUUUUUUUCAGUAGUGAAAUUAAAUCCCCAUUCCAUUCAACAGGCACAUGUUGAAAGAGCAUUGUCGUUGGUGUUAAUGGGGGAAUGUGUUUCCUUCAUUGUAUUUGGGCCUUUUGUAUUGCACUCUUGAUAUUAAAUUAAAUGUGCCUUGAAGUAGUUGGUUUUUUUUUUUUUUUUUUUUUUUUUAAGUUCAAGGAAUAAUAUGAUUUUGUUGUACUUUUAACAUUUUGAUUUUGGGGGGCUGUGGAGAGCAGAUUUUGGAAAACUUGUUGCCGUGCUCUUCAAAGUGAAGGAAAAGGCUCUGUGUCACAUUUUUAAAGACCUACUUUUUUCCAGCUGGUAUCAUAAAAGACAAGGAGACUUGACACUUGUUUCUUUUUGACACCUUGUCCCAGGAUAUUGCAGUACAAAUUAAUGUGGGACAGAUUCACAGGGUGCCUGCCAGAAGAUUGGGGAAAUAAUGUAUUGGAACUGUGGGAUGGCCUAAGUGAGACAUUUUGUGAAUUAAAAAAAAAAAGGUCUAGUGAUCAUUUCUAGCAAAUUCAUUUGAUCAUUUAGAUAAAUGAGGCAUUAUUUUCUUCAUGCUUCCAUCCAAUCCUGGAGGUGAAUUUUUUUCGUCAGAUCAUUCUCUUAAGUCACCAAUGAGAAUUUUCACUUGGUGAUAAUGGAGUCUAAGAUGAGUGGAAGAUAAAUGUUCCAGAUUGUCCCAACGCUUAAGUGCAGUUUUAACAAGGGUGACUUAAGUUCUCUCUUAACCAUUCAAAUCAAUUGUAAGUAUCUUGUAUGUUUGUGCUUUAGGGAACUGAUUGUGGGGCAGAGGGUGGGUUGAAGAAGUGGUUUGUGUGAUUUUACAGCAAGAAAUCUUCUAAAAUUCUCAUUAUUGGUGGGUUUGGAGGGUAAGUAAUAAAAAAAUGUGCCGCCUUAAGGCAUUGGUAUAUAAUUUAUGCUAUUUAAGAUCACAGUAGAAAUGGCCUACAUACUUUUAGUAGGUCAAGAAAUAAUUCAUAAAAAUGUAUUAUUAACAUGUACUCAACAUUUUAUUAGCCAGCAUCUUGCUGCUUAGGUAAGAGUCACUAUGAGGUCUGUGGGUUUUUUUCUUCUCACUGUUAAAAAUAUUUUUUUAAUAAGAUAAUACAUGCUCAUGUAUAAAAUUGGAACAGCAUGAAGGUGGAGACAAAAAAUGAGAAUCCGUUCUGGAUGUGACCUUGCCUUUCCCCAUUGUGUUCUCCAGGAACAGUAACCACUGUUAAAUUUCUUGGGUGUCAUCAAGAUAAUUUCUAUGCAUAUAUAGUCAUUUUAUAUAUAUUGAUUUUAAAGGUGAACGUACAUAACAUAGAUGAUUGCAGCUUUGUUGUCCCCUGCCCCUAACACACACAGUUUAUCCCUUGCACAUUUUUUUCAUUCUUUUAUUAGAUUCAUUUUUAAUGGUUACAUAAUAUUUCCAUUGUAUUAAUAAAUCACAAUUUAUUUUAA
This is a messenger RNA of Hyaena hyaena (striped hyena), 2797 nucleotides long. It is a transcript of the gene WTAP, whose product is annotated as WT1 associated protein. Gene Ontology annotation, cellular component: nucleus. Bases 198 to 710 code for a protein of 170 amino acids. Lineage: Eukaryota; Metazoa; Chordata; Mammalia; Carnivora; Hyaenidae. The transcript is spliced from 7 exons. Gene Ontology annotation, biological process: regulation of alternative mRNA splicing, via spliceosome. The record is from RefSeq and is a predicted model, not a curated record.